Molecule: messenger RNA, 1767 nt
Organism: Ascoidea rubescens DSM 1968
Lineage: Eukaryota; Fungi; Ascomycota; Saccharomycetes; Ascoideales; Ascoideaceae
Exons: 1
Coding region: 1-1767 (588 amino acids)
Biological process (GO): amino acid transmembrane transport
Cellular component (GO): membrane
Molecular function (GO): amino acid transmembrane transporter activity
Source: RefSeq, a predicted model, not a curated record
AUGUCGUCAAAACUACAAAGCUUCGGUCGGUAUCUUAAGGAUAACUUCACCAUCGAGAAGGAAACUCCAUACAACAGCUCUUCAACGCAAUCUGGGCCUGUUGAAGGAGACAACUUUCAACUUGAAACCAAAAAAGAUGAAAAAAUUAUACAUUAUAAUGAUGAGGUCUCUUCGGUUGCCUCAAGGGUCCAAAUAAGCUCAAAAACACACAGGCGAUUGGAAAAUCGUCAUAUUCAAUUGAUUGGUAUUGGUGGUACCAUUGGAACUGCUUUGUUUGUGUCUCUUGGUAGAGGUCUUUACACUGGAGGUCCAUUAUCUUUGUUUCUAGCAAUGACAAUCUGGUGUGUUCCCAUCUGUUUGAUUACGGUCUCGACAGCUGAAAUGGUCUGCUAUUUGCCUAUUUCUUCGCCCUUUAUCAGAUUAUCAGGAAGAUGUGUAGAUGAAGCUUUUGAAUUCAUGGCUGGUUGGAACUUUUGGUUCUUAGAAGGCUCUUUAAUUCCCUUCGAAGUCACUGCAGUUAACACAAUUAUUCACUACUGGAGAGAUGACUAUUCCGCAGCCAUUCCCUUGGCUAUCCAGAUGGUUUUGUAUUUCCUAAUCAAUACCUUUGCUGUUAGAUACUAUGGUGAAAGUGAAUUUUGGUUCGCUAUUGGAAAGGUCAUUUUGAUUCUUCUCUUGAUCUGUUUCACUUUUGUCACAAUGUGUGGUGGUAAUCCUGCUGGUGACGCUUAUGGCUUCAGAUAUUGGACUGAUCCCGCUAUUAUGAACGAGUAUUAUAAAACUGGUGACCUUGGAAGAUUCCUUGGUUAUUUGUCUUGUGCUAUCAGAAGUUGUUUUGUUAUCGCUGGUCCCGAGUAUGUCUCAAUGGCAGCAGGAGAAACAAUUAAUCCAAGAGUCACUCUUAAAAAGGCCUUUAAACAAGUCUUUGUUAGAUUGACCUUUUUCUUUGUAAUGGGUGCCUUUUGUAUCAGCACUGUUGUUUCUUCAAGAGAUCCAACAUUGGUGGGAGCAAUCACUGAAUCAAUACCUGGUGCUGGUUCCUCUCCAUACGUGGUUGCUAUGCAAAACAUGAAAAUCAAAGUAUUGCCAGAUAUCGUCAAUAUUGGUUUGCUUUUAUCUGCCUUUUCUGCAGGUAAUUCUUAUAGUUAUUGCUCUUCUCGUUCUUUAUACGGUAUGGCAUUGGAUGGAAAAGCUCCAAAAUUCUUAAGUUACUGUACCAAAACCGGUGUUCCCAUAUUCUGUGUUGCUGUUUCAUUAUGUUGGGCAUUAUUAUCGUUCUUACAAUUGGGUGAAAAUUCAGCAACUGUAUUGGACUGGAUUGUUAAUUUGGUAACUGCAUCUCAAUUGAUUAAUUUCUGUGUCUUAUGUGUAACUUAUAUCUUUUUUCAUAAAGCAGUUAUUGCCCAAGGAAUUGAUAGAAACACUUUUGCCUUCAAAGGUUGGUAUCAACCAUAUUUGGCAUAUAUUGGUUUAGCUGCUGCUUUUCUCAUGGUCUUUGUUAGUGGUUAUACUGUAUUUCUUCCCUCAUGGUGGUCGGUCAAAGAUUUCCUAUUCUCAUAUAUCAUGGUCUUUUUAGACAUUUCUCUUUUUAUUGGUUACAAAAUAAUAAAAAAGACUAAAAUAAGAAAUCCACUUGAAGUUGAUCUAAUUACUGGUCUAGAUGAAGUUGAAGAGCAUGAAAGAGAUUAUUAUGAAAAAUUGGAAUUAAAUAAAGAUAACCCUAAAAAAUGGUAUAACUAUCUAUCAAAAUAUUUGUUUGGUGAAUAG